This is a messenger RNA of Penicillium malachiteum, 1539 nucleotides long. Its product is annotated as S-adenosylmethionine-dependent methyltransferase. Lineage: Eukaryota; Fungi; Ascomycota; Eurotiomycetes; Eurotiales; Aspergillaceae. The record is from RefSeq and is a predicted model, not a curated record. The transcript is spliced from 3 exons. Gene Ontology annotation, molecular function: protein binding. Gene Ontology annotation, cellular component: nucleus. Bases 1 to 1539 code for a protein of 512 amino acids.
AUGGCUCCUCAAGAACCGCUGCCAUCAGUGACUACAAGAACAGUUCCUGGUCCCGCGCCCAAUGGCAUGGGUAAUGGGCUGUUCGCGACCGAAGAUAUCAAAGUCGGCGAAGAUGUUGUGCAUGCUAAAACACCUUUCGUUGCGAUUCUUGAUUCCCCUCGGCUGGAGGAUACCUGCUCCGGAUGCUUUGGAAAGCGACAGAUGGCAGGCAAUUCUGAUCUGAAGGCCUGCACUGGAUGUCGGGUUGUGAAAUACUGUGAUCGGGUAUGCCAAGCUAAAGACUGGAAGUUUGCUCAUUCUAUGGAAUGUAAAAUCUUCCAGAAGCUUAAGCCUCAAAUCCUGCCUAACAAUGUUCGGGCCAUUCUGCGUAUGGUUCUGAGAACUGGCAAAGGGAAAUACACUGCCCAGGAACUUGGUGUAUUCUCCAAUCUUGAAACACAUAUCACCGAGAUUCAGCAAAACCAAACCCAAAUGGAUCGUGUCUCUCUCACGGCUAAGGCUGUUAAAGGCUAUUCUGAAACUGAUAUGACUGAGGAGGCCAUUUGUGCAUAUGCCGCCAGGCUGGAUCUCAACUCCUUCAACCUCACAACAGCUCUUUAUGACCGCAUCGGUCUAUAUCUCCACCCAUAUGCCGCCUUGAUCAAUCACAGUUGUGACUACAACGCAACAGUCGGCUUCGACGGCGAGGAACUCUUCAUCAAAGCAAUCAAGCCAAUCAAAAAGCACGAACAAAUCUUCAUCUCCUACAUCGAUACCACAACCCCACUCCAAGUCCGCCGCAGUGAGCUUUCGGAGCGAUACUAUUUCACCUGCAAAUGUCCCAAGUGCAGCAAAGGACCAAACCCCAAUCUCAACGAAUCUCAAAACGAAUCCCUAUCCACAUCUCCAGAUACAGAUGACAACCCCACUGCAAUCGUCGAAACAGCAGAGCGGGACGCUCUGGAACUUCUAAACGCCGCCUCAGACUCAGACGCCGAUUCUUCUACAUCUAUCAAGUCUCUGAACAAGGGUCUAAACCUUCUCGCCUCUUCAGCAACCUGGUCUCUAUCCCGACAACCAUAUCCACAAUUAAGAGACCAAAUCAUCCUCUCAUACCUGUCGACAAAUAGUUUCAGCGCAGCUUUCAUACACGCUGCGAUCCGGUAUCUACGCGUUGACCCACUCAUCUACAGUCCUGCACACCCAAUCCGACAACUCCAUGCGUGGAUCCUCGCAAAACUAGCUAUCUAUCUCUCACAAAGCUUUGAGACCAAGCCGGAUGAUCCGGUGCGAUUAGAGGAUUUCCAGUUGAAUUUCCAUUUCAUCCUUUGGUAUGUCUUGGCUGAUUUGGCUAGUCGGCAGAUGGAGAGUUGUACUGUCCCCUCUUUCCGCACGUUGGUUGGAGCCAAUUUUAAGCAGGUCAAUGAUGAGUUUAGAGCGCAGGGUAUUGAUUUGGGUUCGAAUUCUCAGGCCAAGGCUUUGUUAGGUGGGGCUUGGGCUAAUUUGGAGAGGCUUGUUGAUGCGGCGUUGGAAAAGGAGAGUGUGCCUAAUUUUGAUUAA